This is a messenger RNA of Panicum virgatum (switchgrass), 1944 nucleotides long. Its product is annotated as probable solanesyl-diphosphate synthase 3, chloroplastic. Bases 150 to 1352 code for a protein of 400 amino acids. The record is from RefSeq and is a predicted model, not a curated record. NCBI's taxonomy places the organism in Eukaryota, Viridiplantae, Streptophyta, Magnoliopsida, Poales, Poaceae. The transcript has 6 exons. Gene Ontology annotation, cellular component: chloroplast. Gene Ontology annotation, biological process: isoprenoid biosynthetic process; plastoquinone biosynthetic process. Gene Ontology annotation, molecular function: prenyltransferase activity.
GCCAGGUCGGCCACGCCGCCAGGCACGCACGCCACAGGUCCCGCCCCCGCCACCCGCUUGUCGCCUGCCGCGUCGCGUGUCAUCACAAGCUCCCAAGAAGUGCAAAAGCGCCCGUGGCCGCGCAUUGUGUCGCCACCGGCACCCAAAGUAUGGCGGCGCCGUCGUCCUCCCUCGCCUCCACCUCCCACCUCUCCCGCCGCGCCACGGCCGCGGUCGGCCCGUGCUCCACCCGCCGCCAGCUGCGCAUCCGGUGCUGCUGGGCCGGCGGCAGGGUGGCGUCCAGGUGGCGCGCGCCAGGUGUUUGCUUCGUGGUCUCACCCAGCCAGCCAGGUCUUGCUGCGGUCGACGUGCCGGCGGCGACCAUGUCCGAGCGUACUUCGGUGUCCUCACUUUUGGAGGUUGUCUCGGACGAUUUGCUGAAGCUUAACAACAAUCUCAAAUCGCUUGUUGGUGCAGAAAAUCCAGUUUUGGUUUCUGCGGCUGAACAAAUUUUUGGUGCCGGUGGGAAGAGAUUAAGACCAGCAUUAGUUUUUCUGGUGUCUAGAGCAACUGCUGAAUUAGCUGGUUUGUCGGAGCUAAGUACAGAACAUCAACGCUUAGCAGAGAUUAUUGAGAUGAUUCACACUGCAAGUUUAAUACAUGAUGAUGUCAUAGAUGAUAGUGGGAUGCGAAGAGGGAAGGAAACUAUUCAUCAGCUAUAUGGUACACGGGUGGCUGUACUUGCUGGUGAUUUUAUGUUUGCACAGUCUUCUUGGUUCCUUGCAAACCUAGAAAACAUUGAAGUUAUAAAGCUGAUCAGUCAGGUAAUCAAGGACUUUGCAAGUGGUGAGAUAAAACAAGCAUCCACUCUGUUUGACUGUGACAUCACCCUUGACGAUUACCUUCUCAAGAGCUACUACAAAACUGCAUCUCUGAUAGCAGCAAGCACAAGGUCAGCCGCCAUAUUCAGUGGCGUCAGCACCGCAGUUUGUGAACAAAUGUAUGAAUAUGGCAGGAAUCUUGGCCUCUCCUUCCAGGUAGUCGAUGACAUCCUGGACUUCACCCAAUCAGCUGAGCAACUUGGCAAACCAGCAGGAAGUGACUUGGCAAAGGGAAACCUGACAGCUCCGGUCAUCUUCGCUUUGCAAGAUGAACCAGAGCUGAGGGAGAUCAUCGAUUCUGAGUUCAGUGAGACAGAUUCGUUAGCUGCUGCAAUAGACCUUGUUCAUAGAAGUGGUGGAAUAAGGAGGGCACAUGAGCUUGCAAGAGAGAAGGGUGACUUGGCCAUCCAAAAUCUGCAGUGCCUUCCGAGAAGCGACUUCCAAAGUACCCUUGAGAAGAUGGUGAAAUAUAAUCUUGAAAGGAUUGAGUAGAUUGAUUUACUUUAAUGCUCCUUCAAGUACAGAUCUCCUUUGCACGGGUUUGAGUAGCUCCUAUAUAAACCCAUCAUUCGACCCAUUUUUGGUGGAUACGAUUUUGCAGGAAACUUGGGAGGAAAUGCCCUAUAACAUACAUUUUCUGGGGAACCCUUGAUUUCGCAGGAAACUUGGAGGAAAUGCACUAUAACAUACAUUUUCUGGGGAAGCAGGCUAUUACUUUUGUUGAACCUGUGAGGUGAUUUAUGCAGGAUCCUCAGAAAAGCAAGGACUUCACAUACCCCGACCCCCAACACCUUGUGCCCAUAUUUUAUCUGAAUGUGAGCUUACUUUGCAGCUCCUGUAAAUGAAAGAAGCGUAAACUAACUUAGCAUUCUUUUAUUUUGCAAAUUGCGCAUGCUCAGAAGCAACAAAUUAUGCGCUAUACUUGUACGUGUCCUGACUGGCUGACACUUUGUAUAACAGUUGUGCACUCACUGGGAUGUAUGUUUCUACAUAUAUGAUAGCCAAUGGUGUACAUACUCCAACAUCACUUACAAUAUUCAUGUAUGCAACAAUUCACAGCAACUCAACGAGUGUGAUACUUCUA